CACAUUAACAUAUGUGACAUCACAGACCCGGGAUAAAUAAGAGGGGCUCUGACCGCGGCUCAGGACCACUCUGUCUUGGGACUUCAACUUCUCUUCUCCUUUCUUUCCGCUCCUGCAGCGCCCACUCUUCCAAAAUGACCGAGUUCACAGCAGACCAGAUUGAGGAUUUCAAGGAGGCUUUCGGCCUCUUUGACAGAGUUGGUGAUAACCAGGUGGCCUACAACCAGGUGGCUGACAUCAUGCGUGCUCUGGGCCAGAACCCUACCAACAAGGCUGUCACUGCCAUUCUGGGCAACCCAUCCGCUGAUGACAUGGCCAACAAGAGGAUCAACUUUGACACUUUCCUGCCAAUGCUGAAGCAAGCCGACGCCCUCCCCAAAGGUACUUAUGAAGACUACGUUGAGGGUCUGCGCGUCUUCGACAAGGAGGGCAACGGCACAGUCAUGGGCGCUGAGCUGCGCAUCGUGUUGUCCACCUUGGGAGAGAAGAUGAAUGAGCAAGAGAUUGAUGCCCUCAUGACCGGUCAGGAGGACGAGAACGGCAGUGUGCACUAUGAGGCUUUCGUCAAACACAUCAUGUCUGUGUAAGAGGCCGGCAGCAGGAGUGCUGAGGAAGCUAUAGCUUGCCGACACAGCCCAACGGCGUCAGGACAUCGACACUGUUUCAAAGACCAACUGAGGAAAGACAAGGACUAUGCACAAGGGAUGUUGAAGGAAACCCAUUUUGUCUUUUAUUUUGUUU
Messenger RNA from Thalassophryne amazonica, 741 nucleotides. RefSeq names its product myosin, light polypeptide 3, skeletal muscle (gene mylz3). Gene Ontology annotation, molecular function: calcium ion binding. The record is from RefSeq and is a predicted model, not a curated record. The coding region runs from base 135 to 587 and encodes 150 amino acids. NCBI's taxonomy places the organism in Eukaryota, Metazoa, Chordata, Actinopteri, Batrachoidiformes, Batrachoididae. The transcript is spliced from 6 exons. Gene Ontology annotation, cellular component: myosin II complex; contractile muscle fiber.